CGGGUUUAGCACAUAAGCAGUCUCAGACCGGUACUAGGGAGCAGAAGCGGCUGCCUCUCUCUCUCUCUCUCUCUCUCGCCGGGCCGCCCUCUGUUCAGUUCGUCUGUGCGCUCAGAAGAAAAAUCAGGAAACAGAGGGAGCAGAUGUUAAAUGGAGGCUCCUCACACCCAUCGUGAGCAGCAACACCACCACCACCAGCCAUGGAAAUCCGACGCCCACGGCGAAGACCAGACCUUUCUGCUCGCCACCAAAGUUCCUCGUCUCGCUUCGCCGCGAGAUGCGGUUCGUCCCUCUCCAGGGAUGGCUUCUCCAGUUGGACUCGGGCUCGGGCUCGGGCUCGGGCUGGGGUCCGCGCAGUCUUCCUUCACUUUCAUGCAACUGCAGGAGCUAGAGCACCAGGCUCUCAUCUUCAAGUACAUGGCGGCCGGUGUUCCCGUGCCGCUUCAUCUCGUGCUUCCCAUUUGGAAGAGCGUGGUCAGCUCGCCGAUGGGCAUGGUUCAGCCCUCAAGCAUGUCAGGUGGUGGUCUGUGUUUCGACUUCCGGAACGGUAUGGAGCCAGAGCCGGGAAGGUGCAGGAGGACGGAUGGCAAGAAAUGGAGGUGCUCGAAAGAGGUUGUUCCGGACCACAAGUACUGUGAGAAGCACAUGCACAGAGGGAGAAACCGUUCAAGAAAGCCUGUGGAAAGGCAGACAGUACCGGAGCCGUCCAAAUCGACGACGACGACGACGACGGCCACCACCACCACCGUAGCGGCUGCCGCUGUCGCUAACCCCACCACCACCAACAGCAGCACCAUCACCACCGUCGCCUCCGGCAUCCCCGAUUCGAGCACGCAGCUCUCCAUUUCCAUCUCUGAUGGUCUUAGUUUGGUGAGCAAUCAUAAGCAGGUGGCCGGCAACACCAGCGCCUCCGUGUCCAGCUCUCCGAGGUUGGAGUUCUCACCAACGAGCGUGCUUCACAAGGUGUAUUACGGGGGUUGCAUCUCCGAGACUAGCAGCGGUAGCACCUCCAGAACCGAGUCUAAUUUCGGUGAGUUAGUUUAGUGGAAUGCUUAACUGAGAGGUGGGCGCGUUUCAUUAGGUCUUGCAUGCUUUCAUACCGUGUUAAGGUACAUGAUGGAUGGGGGAACUAUGGUAUGGUGCCUCCACUGGGGCCUAUUAAUACGCCAUGAUAUGCAUGCAUGCCCUUACUAAUUGAGCUAAGCAUCAUGUAUGAGUAUGAACCCCACCUUUCUCUUGCUUUCUAUGUUGUUCUAUCAUGUCUUUGAUAUGUGUCCCGCUCUUCUGACCGUCCACUUGUUUGCGACUCAGCAAAGACUGGGACAACUUGGAGUGUUGUUAAUUUUUUCCAGCUAUAUAUUUAGUUUCCUCAA
Molecule: messenger RNA, 1373 nt
Organism: Nymphaea colorata (pocket water lily)
Lineage: Eukaryota; Viridiplantae; Streptophyta; Magnoliopsida; Nymphaeales; Nymphaeaceae
Product: growth-regulating factor 10-like
Exons: 3
Coding region: 151-1044 (297 amino acids)
Biological process (GO): developmental process; regulation of DNA-templated transcription; DNA-templated transcription
Cellular component (GO): nucleus
Molecular function (GO): ATP binding
Source: RefSeq, a predicted model, not a curated record